UGUUUUGAACUCAUUUAGUGCAAACGGAAGAAAACUCGGCAUGCCAUCGUGGCUGGUGAUUGGUGUUUCGGGUGUAACCUGUGGCGGCAAGACAACGCUAGCCCACCGUUUACGCGACUAUUUCAAACAGAUGUGUGGUGCACCACUUUGGAGUACCCCAUACAUUGUGGGAGAUGUACAACUAAUUUCUCAAGAUGAUUACUUCUUGCCAGUAGAUGAUUUGCGCCACAAAUGGAAUGAUAAACUGAAUGUAAUUAAUUUCGAGUUACUAAGCUCUCUGGAUAUGAAACAGAUGCUCUCUGACAUAAAAUGGACCAUGAAGGGACGUUAUUUGGCUACUGAUCCAAUGGAGAAUAUUGACUUUAUCAACGAAAUGUCCAUGUCCACCAAUUUCGAGCACUACACCCAACCAGUUACACAACAAAUUUACCAACCAAAUAACUUAAAAGCAAACCAGUGCUGCUUAACAUCACGACAUCAAAAUCAAACCCAAACCCAACGUAAUCAACAUGCGCACCUGCACGCACAACAGCAUCAUAACCAUUCGCAUGCUCAUACCAGUACAAACGCUGCACAUAGUUCGCAUAUAAUGCGCAUCAAUUCACAACUUACAACACACUUGCGUGAUAACAAAAUUAACCUGCUUAUCAUUGAAGGUUUUACUAUUUUUAAUGAGCCAAAAAUAUUGAAGCUGUGUAAUAUAAAAUUCCAUUUCCAUCUGCCAUAUGAAAAAUGUUAUGAACGGCGUCAGAAACGCACCUACGAUCCACCGGAUGUCACUGGCUAUUUCGAAAUAUGCGUCUGGCCGCAUUAUGAAAAGAAUUUUAACGAAAUACGCGAUAGGCAGGAUGUAACGUUCCUAAAUGGUGAAUUGAGCAAAGAGCGCCUCUUCAAAUUUGUGCUGCAAAAGAUAGCGAAUCACUUUGAAGAACGUUGUGACGUAGCGUGUCCGCCACCACAAAAGCUACUCGGCAUACCGAGUUGCUUAGCGAGUGGUACAGUGGUGAGCAGUGAGAGUUGUGUUGGCAACAGUGCACAUUUGCCGGCCGGUGUAACAGGUAACCCGCCGAAAACAUGUCCCAUGGAACAGCAGUAAGUAGGAGGAAGGAAUAUUUGAUACAUUAUUCUUUGUCUGCACCGUGAUUUUUUAUAUUAUAAGAUCGUACAGAAAGUAUGCAUAGAUUCUUUAGUUGUACUAAAGUUAAGAUCUAUUUGAGUCUACUAUUCAUAAAAAGGUUUAUAGUUAUUGUAUAUUUAUGUAAAUUUAAGAUGAAUCAUGCGUACAUUGUACUCAAUCAUAUUGUAAAUAUGCGUACAAAGUAUGAAAUCAGUUGAAUUGAUGUAAAUGAAUAACAAAAUUAUUGAAAAUAAACAAAAAAUAAAAAUAAAAUAUA
Molecule: messenger RNA, 1394 nt
Organism: Rhagoletis zephyria (snowberry fruit fly)
Lineage: Eukaryota; Metazoa; Arthropoda; Insecta; Diptera; Tephritidae
Product: nicotinamide riboside kinase 1
Source: RefSeq, a predicted model, not a curated record